AUGCUUCAACUCUCCGAGACCGUCCAGCGUCUUGCGAGCAGUCUCACGCGAGACAUGAUCUCUCCUCCAUUGUCGCCGGAAUGCGGCUUCGAUCCUAAUCGAAUCACUCCCGCGGUGUUAGCAGCAACCGAGUUCGUGGCAAACAAACUGCUCGCAAUGUCGGUCCACGUCCGAUUCAUCGUCACCCGCUUCACCCCGUUGCCCAUCGGACAGGGAUCAAACCUCCUCAUCAUCCCCAUCGCGCCUCUCGAUCCAGGAACCUGGGCCGCCAUCAACAAGCAUAGCCGUCGCGCCGCAAAGAAAUUCGGCCUGUCCUCGAGAUGGAUGACCCCGAUUGAUGUGGGCGAGACGCGAACAACACACUGGGAGGACAUCAUCAAGCGGUCCUUGGUCCAGAACGACGUCCUCUUCAGCCACGAAGGCCUAACGCUCCUGAACAUCGACCACGUCUACUUGCUCAAGCAAUAUCUAAAUGCCCUUUCGAGAAACGUCACGGAGCACAUUCCACCUCACAUCUACCUGGACGCCUGUCUCUACUUGCUGAGGCAACUUAUGCGAGAGACCCGAGGCCGGCCGUUCACGCGCGGGUUCAUCCACUGUACGUAUGACCACCUCCACGUCCGCGAUGACCUUCUCCUCCACCUGGCAAAGAAAUAUGAACUCCAGCACGGCCAUGAGGCCAUCGUCAUGUUGAAACAGAAAUCAAAGGGCAACGAGCGAACGAGGUUCUUCAUCAAUAGGCGAGGAAGUCUGAUGAGACAGCCAGCCUUGAGCCGAAAGCCCGUCACCCCCAACACUGCCUCCGACGUCACGCCCAUCACCAGAGGCGAGUGGAGGCUCCUGAUGGAACAAAGCCUGGUUCAUCUCGGCAUGACGCCGUUUCGCUGA
This is a messenger RNA of Uncinocarpus reesii 1704, 888 nucleotides long. RefSeq lists its product as uncharacterized. Bases 1 to 888 code for a protein of 295 amino acids. Lineage: Eukaryota; Fungi; Ascomycota; Eurotiomycetes; Onygenales; Onygenaceae. The record is from RefSeq and is a predicted model, not a curated record. The transcript has a single exon.